Bemisia tabaci is the source of this 1147-nucleotide messenger RNA. Its product is annotated as acyl-CoA Delta12-desaturase. The record is from RefSeq and is a predicted model, not a curated record. Gene Ontology annotation, cellular component: endoplasmic reticulum membrane. Gene Ontology annotation, molecular function: stearoyl-CoA 9-desaturase activity; iron ion binding. Gene Ontology annotation, biological process: unsaturated fatty acid biosynthetic process. NCBI's taxonomy places the organism in Eukaryota, Metazoa, Arthropoda, Insecta, Hemiptera, Aleyrodidae.
CACGUGAAAAUCCACCGAUUUGAUCAGUACGUUUGUGGGGCAGGAAACUCGCACCAUUGUCUAAGAGUGUGUUUCCAUAGUGUCGUGUCCAUUGCAUUUUUUUGUCUAUAGAUUUAUAUCUAGGAUUAACCCAUCGGGCUCGAAAUGGAGUCCGAGCCCAAAAAAACGGAAGAGCGAAUCCACAGGGAUACAAAAUGGCCAAAUGUUCUCUUCUAUAUAUACCUUCACAUGUCCGCCAUAUAUGGAGUAUUUUUAAUCUUCACACAUGCUUACUGGAAGACAACUUUUCUUAGUUUUUUCCUCACAAGUUUAGGUUUAUUUAGUGUCACAGCUGGCUGCCAUAGACUUUGGGCACACAGGACUUACGAAGCUGUCUGGCCACUUAGGCUCGCCUUAGUCAUAUUUCAAACUUUAGUCUGUCAAGGCCCCGUAUACGAUUGGGUAUUGGACCACAGGUUACACCAUAAACACCAUGGAACAGAGGAGGACCCGUACAACCAUAAGAAAGGUUUCUUCUACGGAUAUCUGGGCAAUCGUCUGGUUACGCAAAAUCCCAAAAUCGACGACCUCAAAGCAAAGAUUGAUAUGAGUGAUAUAGAGGACGAUCAGAUUGUCAUGUGGCAAAAGAGAUUAUACUGGAUCAUGAUGCCCCUGUUCAGCAUAUUGCUGCCGAUCAACGCACCGGUCGAGUAUUGGGGCGAGUCUAUCUUGGUCUCCGUUUUCGUUGUGGGUUUCUUACGAGUCACCCUGUGUUUACACGGAGCCUGGAUGGUCAACACGGCCUUCCUAGUCUGGGGACUCGAUCCUCUUAACAAGCGUUCAGCGGACACGAACCUGGUGUUCCUGGUGAACAAGAGCCUGUGGCCGCAGUACCACUACCUCCUGCCGUGGGACUACCAGUCUGGCGAGUACGGGACCUACGGCGCCGGCUGCACGACCGCCUUCAUCCGGAUCUUCACCGUCCUGGGCCUCGCCGACCGGCUCAAGACCAUCGACUCCCGAGGGGUCCGCUCCGCCCUCGGGCAGACGGCCAAGACCGGGAAACCCCUUCUCGAGUGCCUCCAGAUGUCCCAGGACGUCCUCACAGGACCCCACUUCGUCCCGGCCGCCGCGGAAGACGACCCAGUUUGAGAGACCCCUUUCUGAC